This is a messenger RNA of Beta vulgaris subsp. vulgaris (sugar beet), 7189 nucleotides long. RefSeq lists its product as hypothetical. The record is from RefSeq and is a predicted model, not a curated record. Lineage: Eukaryota; Viridiplantae; Streptophyta; Magnoliopsida; Caryophyllales; Amaranthaceae. Gene Ontology annotation, biological process: protein secretion. Bases 264 to 6866 code for a protein of 2200 amino acids. Gene Ontology annotation, cellular component: plasma membrane. The transcript is spliced from 24 exons.
AGUGUAUCCCCUUCUUAUGUUUUUUGUAUUUCUAAUGAAUGGUACUCAUUUCCGUAUACAAAUCAAAAAUAAUGAUUCAUCGUUUCUCCCCAAUACAUAAAGCCUUAAAUUCUCUCUCUUUAGAUAGAAAUUAGAAGGGAAAGAAAUCCCAGGAUUUGAAUUUUUGUAAGAAUCGUGCAAUAGUUUGGAUUAAUGGGAUUAUAAGCAAGGUUUUAUUAGUGUUCGACCAAUGAAUUGGAGCAGGUGUUUGAGAGGGAAAGAGGAUGAGCAUUAAGCUUCAUUCCCCUUUUAUUGGGACACCCAUUUGUAGCUCUUUAGAUGGAAGAAAGGAUAGUAGUCUUGUCUAUUUGGGACGAAGACGGCUGCCGGAAAAUAGAAGAAGCUCAUUAAGAUGUAGAUGUUGGAGAAAGAAUCAUUGGCAACCAAAUGGGGUUUGGUUUCCUCAAAUUUAUGGGAAAAUUGUCAAGUUUUUGAAUGAGGAUGUUGAAUCUAGAAAUGGGUUGAGGGUAAAUUAUGUGAAAGAGCGUUUUUCUAGAGGCAAAGAGUUGGUGAAAUCUCUUUCCCCAUUGUGGCAAGAAGGGCUACUUCUCUUUAGGUGCUCGAUUUUUGCAGCUGUCAUAUCUGGUGUGUGCUUGUUGCUGUGGUAUAGCCGUGCUAAGGCAAAGGAGUAUGUUGAAUUGAAGUUGCUGCCUUCUGUUUGUUCAGCACUGAGUGAAUACAUCCAACGUGAAGUUGAUUUUGGCAAGGUUCGAAGAAUCUCACCUUUGAGCAUUACGUUGGAGUCGUCUUCUGUUGGGCCUCACUCAGAAGAAUUCUCAUGUGGUGAGGCCCCCACAAUAAAGCUCCGGAUUCAUCCUUUUGCUAGCUUGAGGAGAGGAAAGGUUGUGAUUGAUGCAGUUUUGUCUCACCCUACAUUGUUGGUUGUACAAAAGAAGGAUUUUACCUGGUUAGGAAUACCCUAUACUGAAGGUACCUUGCAGAAGCAUGCCUCAACAGAAGAAGGAAUUGACAAUCGUACCAAGAUUAGGAGAGCUGCACGAGAAGAAGCAGGUGCUUGCUGGAUGAGAGAACGAGAUAAUGGUGCUAGGCAAGCUGCAGAGGCAGGAUACAUUGUGCCUAACCAUGGCUCUGAUUCUACUGAAGCUUAUGCUGAGGCAAGUAAAAACAGCUCAACAGAAUCGAUGAGUGAACAGUCAAACUUCUGUGGGGAUGAAGGGAUGCAUUGGAGGGAUCAUCAUUCCAAGGAUACAGGUGUUCCAUAUGAUGUUAAGCAUGAUGAUUUGGAGAAGUCGUUUGGUGUAAGUCCUCCUAGUUCAAGGCUCAAGUCCCUUUCUCGAAUACUUGGUCCAGCAAUACCGAAUUUUAAAAGGAAAGCCAAUGGGAAAGACCUCUCUCUUUCUGGGGAUACUGCUACAAGAAGGAUUCUUGAGCGAAGUGCUGCUGCAGCUGUCUUGUACUUCCAAAGUCUUGGACAUGGAGAACUUAUUCAGUCUCUAAGUUCAAGUGAGGGAUACACUUCUCCGGAAAAUUUACAUGAUAUCAGUAAGCCAUCCACUUAUCGUAGUGAGGUUGAUGAUGCCAAAAGUGAGGAAGAUGCAUAUUAUCGGAUGCCUGAAGUGUCAAGUCACAGCACUCAAAGCUCAUUUUUACAAGAUCAUGCUGAUGGUUCACAUUUAUCCUCAAGGUUGGACCACGAGAUUGUGAAUGAGGCUCUGUCCAAUUCUUCUCAUUCAUCUAGUCCUCUAGUGGAUGAUGCUGAUAUGACCAGGGGCAUAUUGCCACGCAUCGGUAAUGUUGAUGUCGCUGGAAAAGAGGACGCUACUGAUAUAUGUAGCAGAGAUCCAGAAGGCAUUGAUGUUAUAAGCAGAGAGGAAAGUCUGUCAAAUGGAUCAGACAGAACGGAAGACCAAAGUUUUGAGUCUGUCAGAGGCACACCUUCUGAUCAAGGCAAUCUUACAUCAUUUGAUCAAGCUACUGUGAAUCAAGAGCAUUCAACUGUGGGUAAUGAUGCACAAUCUUCAUGGCCUCUGAGUACAAAAUCAAGCUCAUAUAUAUCUUCAGGAAGCAUUGGAGAAAAAUUCUCUUAUCUUGUGUCUGGUCCAUUCCAAAAGUUAAAAAAUGGCAUGGGUCAUAAUUUUGAGGAUGUUGUCACAGAAAUAGUUGAAGAAGUGGAUAAUAUUGGGGCGGAAAGGAUUGAUCAAACACUACCAGUUACUCUUGAUUCUGUUCAUUUCAAAGGAGGAACUCUGAUGUUGCUUGGAUAUGGAGAUGCUGAACCAAGAGAGAUGGAGAAUGUUGAUGGACAUAUAAAGUUUCAAAAUCACUAUAGCCGAGUACAUGUGCAACUUACUGGAAAUUGUAAGAUGUGGCGAUCAGAGAGUGCAAUUGAUGAUGGUGGCUGGUUAUCUACAGAUGUUUUUGUUGAUAUUAUCGAGCAAAAGUGGCAUGCCAAUCUGAAAGUUACUAACCUUUUUGUUCCGCUUUUUGAAAGGAUCUUAGAAAUUCCAAUUGCAUGGUCUAAAGGAAGAGCAAGUGGUGAGGUCCACAUUUGCAUGUCCAGUGGGGAAAGUUUUCCCAACUUACAUGGUCAGCUGGAUGUCACCGAUUUGUCCUUCCAGAUAUUGGAUGCACCCUCAUGGUUUUCAGACAUGUCAGCAAGUUUAUGCUUUCGUGGUCAACGGAUCUUUUUGCACAAUGCAAAUGGUUGGUUUGGAAGUGUUCCUUUAGAAGCGUCUGGAGAUUUUGGCAUUCAUCCUGACGAAGGAGAGUUCCAUCUAAUGUGCCAGGUUCCUUGUGUUGAAGUAAAUGCUCUUAUGAAAACUUUCCAGAUGAAGCCUUUGUUAUUCCCAGUGGCUGGAUUUGUGACUGCUAUCUUCAACUGUCAAGGCCCACUGGACGCUCCUAUUUUUGUGGGCAGUGGAAUGGUUGCAAGAAAGAUGGGUCCUUCAGCUUUUGAUAUUCCUGCAUCAUCUGCAUCUGAAGCAGUAGUAAAAAGCAAAGAUGCUGGUGCUGUGGCAGCAAUUGAUCGUAUUCCAUGCUCUUAUUUGUCAGCUAAUUUCACAUUUAACACUGAUAAUUGUAUUGCAGAUUUAUAUGGAAUCCGAGCUAGCCUUGUGGAUGGUGGUGAAAUCCGAGGGGCAGGGAAUGCUUGGAUUUGCCCAGAGGCCGAGGUAGAUGAGACAGCAUUGGAUGUGAAUCUCUCUGGAAGUUUAUCUUUCAACAAAAUUCUGCAUAGAUAUAUACCUGGUUUUCUGGAUUUGUUACCUAUGAAAUUGGGGGAACUGAAGGGCGAGACUAAAGUUUCCGGAUCCCUUCUAAAACCGAGAUUUGAUGUUAAAUGGAAUGCACCAAAAGCUGAGGGUUCAUUUGUUGAUGCACGAGGAGAUGUCAUAAUCUGUCAUGACUAUAUUGCUGUUAAUUCUUCCUCAGUUGCUUUUGAUUUGUAUUCAAAAGUCCUGACGUAUUAUCCUGAAGAAAGCUGGUCAAAAGAAGAAGAUUAUGACUUGAAGACGGCAAAAGCCUUUAUCAUGGAAGGACUUGAAUUAGACUUACGCAUGCGCGGGUUUGAGCUUUUUAAUAUGCUCUCGUCCUAUCCGUUUGAUUCUCCAAGACCUGUAAACCUUAAAGCAACCGGAAGAAUCAAGUUUCAAGGGCAGGUUACAGGGACUUUAUGUAAUACUGACCAAUCUCCUGGUGAUGGACGGAAUGCUAGUGAUAGAACUAUGGAUGUUCUUGUAGGUGAUGUGUCAGUCUCUGGCCUGAAGCUCAACCAGUUGAUGCUGGCUCCUCAAUUAGCUGGAAAUAUGAGCUUUUCACGUGAUCAUAUCAAGCUGGACGCUACUGGAAGGCCAGAUGAGAGUCUUUCUCUGGAUAUUGUAGGACUAUUACAUCACACAGCUGAGGAAUCUCAAGGAAAAUUACUGUCAUUUUCGCUCCAGAAAGGACAACUGAAAGCGAAUAUUUGCUAUCAACCACAUCAAUCAGCUAACUUAGAGAUACGGAACUUACCACUGGAUGAGUUAGAGCUUGCUUCUCUCAGGGGAACUAUGCAGAGGGCAGAAGUUCAACUGAAUUUUCAAAAGAGGAGGGGAUUCGGAGUUCUUUCCGUGCUACGGCCGAAAUUUAGCGGAGUUUUAGGUGAAGCCUUGGAUGUUGCUGUAAGAUGGAGUGGAGAUGUCAUUACCGUCGAAAAGACUGUUUUGGAACAAAGCUACAGCCGGUAUGAGCUUCAAGGUGAAUAUGUGUUACCUGGCACACGAGACCGAAAGUCUAGUCCCAAGCAAAGCGGUGGUUUUUUCAGCAAGGGAAUGGCUGGGCAUCUGGGUAGUGUUAUAUCAUCAAUGGGUCGAUGGAGAAUGAGACUUGAAGUUCCUCGAGCUGAAGCUGCUGAAAUGCUUCCACUUGCAAGGCUUCUUUCCCGGAGUACUGACCCUGCUGUUCACUCUAGAUCAAAGGAUUUCUUCAUGAAAAGUUUGCAAUCAGUGGGUUUAAGUGAAGGAAGUCUCCAAGAACUGCUCGAGGUCGUUAGGAGAAAUUAUACUUCAUCUGACGAAAUUGUACCUGAAGAUCUAAGUCUACCAGGUUUAUCUGAACUGAAAGGCCUCUGGCAUGGAUCUCUUGAUGCAAGUGGUGGUGGAAAUGGUGAUACAGUGGCAGAAUUUGAUUUGCACGGGGAUGACUGGGAGUGGGGAGCUUACCAAACACAGCAUGUUCAAGCAAUUGGUUCAUACAGUCAUGAUGAUGGUUUACGCCUUGAAAAGAUUUUCAUCCAGAAGGACAAUGCCACCAUUCAUGCAGAUGGGACAUUGUUGGGACUCAAGACAAAUCUUCAUUUUGCAGUUCUCAAUUUUCCUGUUAGUUUAGUACCUAUGCUUAUGCAGGUCAUUGAAUCUUCAACCACAGAUGCAAUUAUUUCAUUAAGGCAAUUUUUAGCACCUGUGAAAGGGAUACUCCAUAUGGAAGGGGAUCUACGAGGAAAUCUCAUGAAACCAGAGUGUGAUGUUCAAGUAAGGCUUUUGGAUGGUGCUAUUGGAGGUAUAGAUCUUGGUCGAGCAGAAGUGGUUGCUUCUUUGACCUCAGGAAGUCGUUUUCUCUUCAAUGCCAAGUUUGAACCUAUUGUUCAAAAUGGUCAUGUUCAUGUUCAAGGAAGCAUUCCAGUAACUUUUGUGCACAACGGUGUUUCAAAAGAAGAAGAUACAGCUACUAAUGGUGGCAGAUCAAACUGGAGUCCUGGUUGGGCUAAAAUUAAAGGUAGAGAGCCUGGUGAUGGUGAUGCAGAUAAAAAAGCUUCGAAGGAUAGAAAUGAAGAUGUUUGGGAUAUGCAGCUCGCUGAAAGUUUGAGGGGAUUGAACUGGAACUUAUUAGAUGCUGGAGAAGUCAGAGUUGAUGCUGAUAUAAAGGAUGGGGGCAUGAUGUUAUUAACUGCUUUAUCUCCUUAUGCUAAUUGGCUUCACGGUAAUGCAGAAAUCAUGCUCCAGGUGAGAGGUACUGUUGAACAACCUGAGCUUGAUGGAUCUGCCACUUUCCACAGGGCAUCUAUAUCUUCACCAGUACUUCGUAAACCUAUUACCAACUUGGGUGGUAGAGUUCUUGUGAAAUCCAAUAGGUUAUGCAUCAGCUCCUUGGAGAGUAGGGUUAGCAGACGAGGAAAGCUACUGCUUAAAGGGAACCUUCCCCUCACAACAGCUGAAGCUUCCCCUGGUGAUAAGAUUGACUUGAAAUGUGAAGACCUGGAAGUAAGGGCGAAAAAUGUAUUAAGUGGACAGGUUGACACUCAGUUGCAAAUAAGUGGAUCUAUAUUGCAACCUAGUAUUUCUGGGAAGAUAAAAUUGAGUCAUGGAGAAGCAUAUCUACCACAUGAUAAGGGUAGUGGAGCUGCUCCUUUCAAUAGAUUGCCAUCCAAUCAAACAAGACUCCCAAAGGACACUUAUAAUCGGUUGGUUGCUGCAAGAUAUGUUUCACGGUUUUUUGGCUCAGAACCAGCUACUUCAACUUCCAGCUUGUUUCAACCUUCAGGUAAACAGUCUGAAGUUGGGAAGCAAACAGAACAAGUAAAUAAAAAUCCACAAGUGGAUUUGCAAUUGAUCAAUUUGAAGCUUGUUCUUGGACCAGAACUAAGAAUAGUCUAUCCUUUGAUACUGAAUUUUGCUGUGAGCGGGGAGUUGGAGCUGAAUGGUGUGGCACAUCCUAAACUGAUCAAACCUAAAGGACUUCUUACAUUUGAGAAUGGUGAUGUUAAUCUUGUUGCAACACAGGUUAGACUUAAACGAGAGCAUUUAAAUGCUGCAAAGUUUGAGCCUGAUAAUGGAUUGGAUCCGACAUUGGAUCUUGCUUUAGUUGGUUCAGAGUGGCAAUUCAGGAUUCAGGGCCGAGCUAGUAAUUGGCAUGAAAAAUUGGUAGUGACCUCUACACGCUCUGUUGAACAGGAUGUUCUCUCUCCUACUGAGGCUGCUAGAGUAUUUGAAAGUCAACUGGCAGAGUCAAUCUUGGAAGGUGAUGGCCAGCUUGCACUCAAGAAACUUGCAACUGCUACUCUUGAAACUUUAAUGCCAAGAAUUGAGGGGAAGGGUGAGUUUGGGCAUGCUAGAUGGAGGCUUGUUUAUGCACCACAAAUCCCGAGUCUCCUGUCUGUUGACCCAACUGUUGAUCCUCUCAAGUCUCUGGCCAGCAAUAUAUCAUUUGGCACGGAAGUCGAAGUGCAACUUGGCAAACGACUACAGGCUUCAAUUGUUAGACAAAUGAAAGACUCAGAGAUGGCAAUGCAAUGGACGUUGAUAUACCAGCUUACUAGUCGCCUAAGGGUACUGUUACAGUCUGUACCCUCCAAACGACUUCUUUUCGAAUAUUCUACUACAUCACAGGAUUAGCUCAUUGGCUUGCCUGCUUCAUGAAUCUCUAAUCAGAAAUGCAAGAUUGAAAAUAGGAAUUUAGAAAUAGCGAUUCGUGUAGGAAUUAAUUGAAUUUUGUACAUAGAGAAGUACCCAUUUUUGUACUGGAAAACCAUAUCUUUGUUCAUAAGUGCCCCAUUGUACCUUUUUUUGGUGUAACAUAAAGACAUGUGGAUAAGGGUUAGAGAAGCAAUGAAUGUAAGUGGUUUAGGACUCAUUACUCUAAGGAGCUGAUUGGAUUAUGUAAAUAAGAAUAUCAUUCAUUUGAUUAUUUGUUUUGAAGCCAUUAAAGAGCUUCUCGA